CUCGGUCACAUACCUCAGAAGAACAGAGUGGCAUUUUUCACUUCACCGAUCAAAAGUGGCUCCAAAGAAGCAGUAAUCCAUCCCAAGCUGAGAGCUGUGCACCAUUGAGACAGGAGCUCAGAGCCACUUAUUCACCAGACAUCGGUGCAGAAGGAAUGUGGUUGUGGUGGUGAAAAUAAAGGCAGUGGAUGUGAAGACAUCUGUCUGGUUUGGAUCGAUCACCUGCAGCAGAUUAUUAUUUAACUGAAUCCAGCAUAGACAAGCAAAGAAGCAACAACUUCUUCACAGCUAUGUUAAAGUACCCAACUUUGGCUGCAUGGCUGGUGUACUGGCUGUGUCAUAGUUAUUCUGUUAAAGCCAAUGUGAUCUGCGAUGAGACCAAAAUGACAGUAGCAAUUGAGAAAUCUUCAUACCCUCGCCUCAGUUUGAAUCAUUUGCGGCUCAGUAACCCCACCAAUGGUGCCUGCAGCGUCCGCUCCAACAGCACUCACAUCUAUUCUGUUGUACCCCUCAACGAGUGUGGCACUCAGAUUGAGGAAAAUGAUGAAAACCUAAUUUUCAAGAAUGAAAUCACCAUAGAGGACAACACAGGAGACCUGAUCACCAGGAAAUGUCUGUUUGAGCUGAAGUUCUACUGCCAGUACCCCAAACGAGGAAAUGUGACACUGGGUUUCUCAGUACAUAGAAAGAGUGUCACAGUGACCCAGUCAGGCUUUGGCACAUUCACCUACAAGUUUGAAUUCUAUUCUAACAAAAACUUCAAAAGCCCAAUUGAGCUACCGUCAUACAUUCUUGAGUGUACCAUCGGGACCAGGAUUUACAUGCAGAUAGAGGCCACCUCCUCAUUCAAAGACGCCAAGUUGUUUGUGGAGUCCUGCAAAGCUGCACCAGUUGACAACCCAAAUUACGAGCAAACUUACUCCAUCAUUGAUAAUGGGUGUAAUGUGGACCCGACCUUAGAAAUCCAUCCUGCCGCCCAUGACAGACAAUUCCGGUUCAGCAUGGAGGCCUUCAAGUUCAUCGGCCUGUAUGACCAGGUGUACGUCACCUGUUCAGUCAUGAUUUGUGAAGCACAGAGGUCUGACACCAGGUGUGCAAAGGGUUGCAUCAACUCGAGAUCAUGGCCAAGUGAUCAGCCCCAUCAACGGAGAAAGAGAGAGGCUACGUCUGUCACUCAGAGUUUACGGCACAAUAUUUCCCAGGGUCCUCUGCGCUUAAAGAGGUCAGCAGAGAGCUCUGUAAACCCAGGGAUCAACUUGAACCUGAACUUGGUAUUCAUUGCUGGAUGUCUUCUUGCAGCUGUUGGCAUGAUCAGUGCAACAAUCGUGUACAAAGCCAAAUUGUCAAGUGUUAGAUACCAACCAUUGCCCAAAUAUGAAAGUUAAGGCAACUGCAUGCAGAAUACCUAUUCAUUAUUAAUAACAUUUAAAGCUUUUUGAUUAGUUUUGCUAUCAUAUAUUGACCAUGUAUCCAAUUAUGCGCCCAUUUAAAUCAAUGCAUUUAUUUAAACACCUUUAGAAAUGUCUAUAGCUAUAUAAGAGAAAAUACUUCAGAGAGGGAGUAUCUGUGCCUGGGCAAAAAGGUAACCAGAAAAGAAAGUUUUACAUUAAUUAACACUGAGAGGAUGAUCAACCAGAACUGCACAGGAUUAUUAUCAUAAACUAAAACUGACACUAAAACAAAAAUGAGCAGUGAACAAUAUUGCUGUAAACUUAAAGUAAAUAAAAUUGAUAUCUUUAAGAAAAACUGAAACUAACCUGAAACAAUGUUGCCUGCCAAGACAAGGAGAGCACACAAAUUUCUGUCUACUCUCUUUUCAUUAUACCACAGACAUGGAGUAGACUUGACAUGCUAUGCUGCAGUUGCUUCACAAUUAAUCCCUAUUUGCAGCUUAGUCUUGUAGAAUUUGAUAACAAGAACAUGGUUUAGGAUGAAAUAUUGUAGAGAAUCAAACUCAGGACUAAUGUUAUCCAGCUGGGGUCAGGAUGACAUUGCAGGUGACAGGUUUUCUUCUGUGGUAGUGAAAGAGUACUCAAGUUGAUUUAUAAAUCAAAAGAUUUAAACAUUAUGUUAAUAAUGCUAUAAAUCCCAUUUUAACACAGUUCUCCAACCAUGUAUUUUGUAUAUACAUACUGCUACACACUCCGAAAACUAACUAAAACUAAACAAAAAUGAAAAAAGUCAAAACUGAAAUAAAAUAAAUACUAAUUGAACAUUUAAUUCUAUCAUAACAGUGGUUCUGCAGCUGCUGGGUGAUUAUUCUUUUGAGUUGUUUACUAUUGUUUACUGUGGGAUUCCUAGUUUUACAUAUGCUUCUACUAUUAUGUAUUACGGUAUGAUUUCAAACAAGUAUCUUGAUCUAUACGUGUACUCCUACCCAAUCAUAAUCACUCAUGUCAGAUAUUACAUGACUAAAGCCCAGUAUGGCUGGAACAGUGUUAGGUAUGACACUUGUUUACAGUUUUUCUCAAUUGUUUACACGCAAUUUUGAAAACAGGGCUCCUUUUUUCAAAAUAUUCACACAAUUAUCCGAACACCACACUCAAUUUGCAUAACUCCUAGAUUGUUUGCAAAAUGACACACUUCAGUCAAAACAUAUACACAUUUAUAAAAAUGCUGUUUUGUUUUCAUCUCACUAACAGUCUUCAAAUGAUCAGACACUAUUGCAGUCAGUUACAUACUACAGUGAUCAAUACAAAAUACAUUUGUAAAAACCCCUGUUUUAGGAAAUAUCUGGUCUAGUGCUAGACUUUUUUGCCAGACAUUUUUAUGUAAGGGAUCAUUUAGAUGACAAAAAGAUAUUGUCAAACCCACAUCAUUCAUCAUAAUUACUUUGAGGUAUACAGAGAAAGGACACAAAUACAACAAACAAACACAACACUGAUUGCAGACUGAAAAUUUUUACCAUACUCAGUUACAGAUCAACAAUGAAAAUCAGAACAAAAUAGUAGUUUUUCUUACUACUGUAAAGUGUAGACAAAUAAAAAUCUGUAGACAAAUAGAAAUUACUGCAUGAAGUACCUACACUUACAGCAACUCUGAAGAAAAACUGAAGUAGCAGCAGCAGCAACAACACACUAUCUCUCCAUCUGGCUGGAUCAGGCCAUAGGAUUUCAUCCACAUCACAGGCUAUGUCUUCAUUGGCAAGGCACCGUUGGAAGAAUCGCCUUGUGUGACGAAUCCACCCCUGCACAGAAGCUGCUUGGAUAAGAUCACAGGCCUGCUCCAUGGCCUGAAUGAGGGGCAAACGGUCAUAGGGCCAAAAGGUCAUAUACCUUCCACCGCCAUGCAGAAAAAAAAACUCCUCUAUUGGGUUUAGGAAGGGGGAUUUAGGAAGGGGGAGUAUGGUGGAAGGUAUAAGACUGCAAAUUCAGGGUGCUCAUGGAACCAAUUGUGGACCAGAUCGAUGGAAAGAUACAUUGUCCCAAACGACAAUGUACUGCAUGUGGUCCACUUGGUUUAAUGCUGUGACAAUGUCGUGUAAUCUGUCAAGAAAUGCAAGUAUUAGAUUGGUGUUAUAGGGUCCCAGAUUUGCAUGGCGGUGGAGGACCCCAUUUUGGGUAAUGGCAGCGCAAAGGGUGAUGUUACCCCCUCACUGCCCUGGCACAUUGGUAAUUGCCCUGUGUCCAAUUACAUUUCUCCCUCUUCUAGUUUUCGCAAGGUUAAAUCCAGCCUCAUCAACAUAUAUAAAUUCAUGUUGGAUCUCUUCAGCAUCCAUUUGCAAGACUCUCUGAAACACAGUAAAAGACAAUAGGACGCCGUUCAAUAUCUAGCACAGUAAUUUUUCAUGCAAAAAGGUUGUGUGCAGUGCACAAUACCACACCAUAGUAAGGUGAACAAUACAUACCUCCACAUACUCAUUAUGCAGACGUUUCACUCUCUCUGAAUUCCUGUCAAAUGGUACUCGAUACAGUUGCUUCAUGUGUCCUUGAUUUAUUUUGAGGAUUCGACCCAAUGUUGACAGAGACUUCAUGGAUGUUAUUGAAAAUAUUGUGAUCAUUGAUGACAUUGGCUUGGAUUUCUCUCAGCCUGAUACAAUUGUUGGCCAAAACCAUGUUUACAAUGGCUGUCUCUUGUGCCCGAGUGAACAUGGGGCGCCUUCAACCUUGGUGUCCUCGACCCUCAAUCCUAUGUAGACAAAAAACACGUCACAGGAAAGGAUAUCAAAAGUGAUGACAAGUACAGUAAGCUGCAGUUUCAAUGUACUGUGCGGUUAGUUUACCUGUUUUCUCGACGAAAUGUACGAAUUACUGUCGCUACAGUAUUCCUGCUGAGAUUUGGCUGGACUCUUAGUCCAGCUUUUUGUUGAAGACAGGUGAACUCACCUGCUGCCUUUUAUAGCACCUACCUGAGUGCUGCAUUUUCAAUUAAGCACCUGUGUGCUUUCACACCAGGUGGAUGUGAUUAUCCAAUUCGUUCAUUAGUGUGGUCGUUGGCAAGCCGGGGCUUUGUAAUGGGAAGGAAGUAACCUCACAAUCCUUAUGUGUCUAAGGUGUGAUAAUGUGUGCAGAGUUUUGCAAAUCACUAUGUGUAAUGUUUUGCAAAAAGUAUGAAGCUGAGUCUGUGCUUAUUGUUGUGCAACUAUGGACAGGUGUUUUGCUUCUUGAGUGUAAAGAGCUGUUAACUGUGUGAAAAUUUUCAUU
Molecule: messenger RNA, 4643 nt
Organism: Epinephelus fuscoguttatus (brown-marbled grouper)
Lineage: Eukaryota; Metazoa; Chordata; Actinopteri; Perciformes; Serranidae
Product: ZP domain-containing protein-like
Exons: 7
Coding region: 291-1385 (364 amino acids)
Source: RefSeq, a predicted model, not a curated record